This is a messenger RNA of Pelmatolapia mariae (spotted tilapia), 2625 nucleotides long. It is a transcript of the gene rasef, whose product is annotated as RAS and EF-hand domain containing. Gene Ontology annotation, cellular component: perinuclear region of cytoplasm; cytosol. The record is from RefSeq and is a predicted model, not a curated record. Gene Ontology annotation, molecular function: GTP binding; GDP binding; calcium ion binding. Lineage: Eukaryota; Metazoa; Chordata; Actinopteri; Cichliformes; Cichlidae. The transcript has 18 exons. The coding region runs from base 1 to 2445 and encodes 814 amino acids. Gene Ontology annotation, biological process: vesicle-mediated transport.
AUGGCAGCAGCAAAGAAAAAGAGUGAGGAGGAACAAAAGCGCCUGAGCGCUCUCUUUCAUGCCUACGAUGUGGAUAAUUCCGGGCGGAUUGAAAAAAAUGAAUUCAACACCAUUUGCCAAGAACUCCACGUCUCGUCCCAGGAAGCAGAAGGCAUUUUCAAUCGCCUGGACGUCGACAAGGAUGGCACGGUGACCUUAGAGGAGUUCCUUUGUGGCUUCAAAGAACAGCACCAGGAGGAAGAAGAUGAUGCUGAAGAAGACACAGACUCCUCAGCUGGGGAUAAAAAAGAGCAGGUCCUAUCCAGCCAGCCACAGCCCCCUAUCAAGGGAAUGAGCGCAGAGGAACAGGACCGGCUGCGGUCCCUCUUUCACGCCUACGAUGUGGACAACUCCGGGCGGAUCGAGCGAAACGAGUUUCUCACAAUUUGCGCAGAGCUACAGGUGUCAACAGCCGAGGCUGACCGAAUAUUUGACCAGCUGGAUGUCGACAAGGACGGCACUGUCACCCUGCAAGAGUUCAUCAGCGGAUUUCACGACCGCUACGAGGCGGACAUGGAGUCAGAAGGAGGCGACCCGUCCGCUGCUUGGGAAGACUUUGAGAGCAGACUGAACGAGCAGGCCAAGUUCAUCCCCAGGCGUGAGCAAGCAGCAACACUGUAUCAGAACAUCAGUCUGACUGAGCCCAGACUGAUUCCUCAGUUUGAGAAAGUCAUCCUCAACUUCACCAAAGAGAUCAAACAGCAGAACUCAGAAAUGGAGAACUUGGCACUUGCCAUCAAACGAGCGCAGGACCAAGCAUCAAUGCAGCUCAGCGAAAUGGAGGAAGAAAUGGACCAACGCAUUCAAGCUACCGAGAGAAAAACACGUGAGCAGGAGAAGAAGCGAGCAGAGGCUUCGCUGAGUGAAUUACGAAGAAGUUAUGAAACUGAUGUGUGUGAGCUGCAGUGUAAGAUCCAGAGGAUGCAGAUGAUAGAGGAGAAGUACAAGAACAUCACAGUGAAAGACGAGAGCCCAGCCUUGAAGAAGAAGAUCAAUGAGCUAACACUGGAGAACCAGCGGUUAAAGCAGGAGCUGCUGAAGUCUCAGACCAAAGUCGCCUGCCUGCAGAGUGAGAUGGACUCGCUGAAGACCGAGCUAACCGAUCAAAGCAUCAACUCCGAGCGAGACGAGGAGCUCAUGAAACACUUCUCUGAUGAACGAGACAUCCUGGAGAAUCAGAUUGAGAUUCUACAGACAGCCAACAGGAAGCUCCACGACAGCAAUGACGGCCUGAGAGCAGCUCUGGAGAGAAUAACGAGGUCUAAUGGAGGAUCACCAGGAGAAUUUAAGGAAAGAAGCAGAAGUAAAAGCAUCUGCUACACAUCACCAUAUGCAUUAUUAGACAGGUACUGCCAGCGCAUGGACGAGUACCCUCUGUUCAGCCGCCGGCCCAGCGGUGACACCCUUGCCUUGGCCAUGUGUGACCCUGGCCUGAGGCGCAGGCACAGCAGCGAGUGUGAGGAGGACAGCCUGCCCGAGAUCUACGUGGACAGCGGCCUGUCGACGCUCAGAGGCUCACAUGGAGGCUAUGACUCAGAGCAUGAGGUCAAAGGUCAAGAAGAAGAGGACGAGAAUCACAGUCCGGAGAAGAAAAAGGAGGACGACGAUAACAACGACAGUGUAAUCGGAGAACUCUCUGACACUGAGCCAGCAGAGACACAGGAUGGGGAAUCAGCAUUCGGAUCAGACAGCAGCUCAGUUUUGGACUGGAAGCCAUCUGAACCACCAGCUCCAACAACGAGAAAGGCCCUCAGUGCCAUCAAUGUUCAGAAGGAGGACAAGGACAGCACUGACCUGGGCUACAUGACGUCCGAGAAGGCUUACAGGAUCGUGUUAGCUGGGGACGCUGCUGUGGGGAAAUCCAGCUUCCUGCUUCGCCUCUGCAAGAAUGAAUUCAAAAUGAACUCUAGUGCAACUCUGGGAGUGGAUUUCCAGAUGAAAACACUAAUCGUGGACGGAGAGCCCGUGAUGCUUCAACUCUGGGAUACGGCGGGGCAGGAGAGGUUUCGCAGUAUUGCGAAGUCUUACUUCCGCCGGGCAGAUGGUGUUUUGUUGCUGUACGACGUCACCUGCGAGAAGAGCUUCCUCAAUAUUAGAGAGUGGGUGGAUAUGAUUGAGGAUGUGUCCCAUGAGGACAUUCCCAUCAUGCUUGUGGGUAAUAAGUCUGAUCUUAGACAAGAUGGAAUUGGCUGCGUUCCUGCCAGCUACGGGGAGAAACUUGCCAUGACAUACAACACUCUGUUCUGUGAAACUAGCGCCAAAGAUGGAUCCAACAUCCUGGAGGCCGUGCUGCACCUGGCCAGACAGGUAACAAAGUUCGCCAACUAUGAGGAAAAAAGCAGUCGUCAGUCGCUGCCGAUUUUAGACGCUCCCAGGAAUCAGCCAAAAUUCUCCUGCUGCACCUGAUCAAACUCGUCAGAGGCGAAUCUCCACACUGGACUUAAUGUGGACUGUGCACAUGCGAAAGACAUGAAAAGCAGAGCAGGAACAAAUUAUCAAUGUGAAUAACCGCAGCUGGAUUAAGAGGGUGAAGUAAAGAAGUGGAGAGACGGGACAUUACAAACGUUUAUUUUAAAUAAAUCUUUU